This is a messenger RNA of Apis mellifera (honey bee), 776 nucleotides long. RefSeq names its product NADH dehydrogenase [ubiquinone] 1 beta subcomplex subunit 11, mitochondrial (gene NP15.6). The transcript has 2 exons. NCBI's taxonomy places the organism in Eukaryota, Metazoa, Arthropoda, Insecta, Hymenoptera, Apidae. The record is from RefSeq and is a predicted model, not a curated record. The coding region runs from base 254 to 691 and encodes 145 amino acids.
GUUACGUAUUGAAGAAAGUAAGUAAAAGAUACAUAAUAAUACCAAAUUAUUAACAAUAUCAAAUUAAUAAUUAAUUUUUAAUUCAAAUUAAGACAUUUUUCGGAAUGUAAACAUAUUCUAUUAUACGUUCACAUUACGAACGAAUUUUGUAUCUAUAUAUUUACAGGUUUUAACCUACAAAACGAGAAAAAUUAUAAAUUUAAGAAGAAACUAUAAACGAUUUCUCAAAAAAAUCAUAAUUUAUUAAAGAAUAAUGUCAAUAUUAUUACGACUUGUCCGUUCUCAUAGAAUUAAGAAUGGAUUAAUGUUUUUAAAACCAAAAGAGAUUAAAAUAUAUAAUAGAAUAUAUCGUAGUGAUUUACCAACUCAAAAAACUGAAAAAGAAGAUUUAUAUGAAAUAAAAGAUGCAUGGGCUAGUUAUGGAUUUGACACUAAAAAUAAGGAAAUUGAUCGUCAAGCCAUGCACAUAACAUUUUUUACUUGUAUCUCUGUAGUCUUAGUAUUUGGAGCUCUUAUAAUUGGUUAUGCACCAGAUCCACUUCUGAAAGAUUGGGCUCAACGUGAAGCAUAUUUACAACUUCGCCAUAGAGAAGAAAAUGGUUUGCCAUUAAUUGAUCCGAAUUUAAUAGAUCCAUCAAAAUUUACUCUUCCAAGUGAAGAAGAACUAGUUGAUGUUGAAAUAAUUAUUUAAAUAUUUCUAAAAUAUUUAAUAUGGAAAAAAUUAGUUAUUUUUAGUUAUUAAAAUCUUUAUUAUUCUAUAUACUUAUAUUACAUAU